This is a messenger RNA of Mya arenaria, 2067 nucleotides long. RefSeq lists its product as uncharacterized. Lineage: Eukaryota; Metazoa; Mollusca; Bivalvia; Myida; Myidae. The transcript has 3 exons. Bases 583 to 1620 code for a protein of 345 amino acids. The record is from RefSeq and is a predicted model, not a curated record.
UUGAAAAGAACGAUCUGAAAUCCACAUAAAUUGAACAUUUAAAAUUCUGAUGUAAAAUAAUUUAAUGUGAAAAGUUAAAAUGUCAUCAAAAUAACUUCUACAUUCGGAUCAUUUUUCAUGUGUCAAGGAAGAUGUGGAUUUGUGUAAAGAGGCCACACAUAUUAAUUGUGAUCAGGCUAAUGAUACGACCGCAGCUAUAAAUAUAAUAAGGGAGAUAAAGGAUGACAUUAAGCGCAUGAAGAAAAAAAAAUGAUAACAAAUCGAAACAAUUAAUACCAAUAAGGUAAUAGGCAAUAAAGAAUUGGAUCAUUUGGAAAUCAAACAAAAACAGAAAGUGGAAGAUUCGAACAAAAGUUUCUGGCAGGAAACAUGUACGACUAAAUACAAAAACAAAGACGAAAGUUCACUGGGGAAUGAGAGACCGAGUCAAGAAAUGCAAAUGUUAUACAUGUACUUAAAUGACGAUGUAGUGAUGACUUUGAAACAAUAGAUCGACCAAAAACAAUAACUCAAAUCGAACUUUCGCAUUAAAGAACGUUUUGGUUUAACUCAUUAUAUCUUGAACUUCUAUGAACAUAAGAAAUGGCAUCAAAGCAGAUUCAGUGUGAAAUGUGCCGUAAAGAAAAUGCAGUUGGAUAUUGCAAAACUUGUGGAAACGUGGGUGAAACUUGUGUAGAUAUUCAUAAGAGAGUAAAGGUGUUUCAAAAACAUACUGUCAUUAUGCACGAGGCUGUUAAAAUGCAUGAGGAUGGUACAGAAAAUCCAAAUGUCAUAUUGCGGGACAUCACAGAAGAAAGAUGUAAACAGCAUCCGACAGAAAAAGCUAUAUUUCUUUGUAAAAUUCAUGAUUCCACGAUUUGUGGCCGAUGUCUUCAUUCGGGACAUCGUCCUUGCGGAGAAGAAGUCGUUGACUUGUUGCAUGAAGUAGUUAACAUUGACUGCGAGAAAGUCAACACAAUGAAGUCAUUAUUGAUGGAAAUAAAAGAUGAGAUUCUACUUUUGAAAAAUGAAGCAGAACACAGUAAGGAGAAUUACAAGGAAAACGCUGAUAAAUGUGUGCAAGAAUGUAUGGGAUUUGAAAAUAAAAUUAAACAACGUGUAGAUGAAUUGACAAGUGGCAUUAGAGACGGAAUAACGAAGAAACAUAACGAAAACUUGACCAUUCAUUCCCAUAUUACUAAACUGUGUGAUGAGAAAACUAAGUGGUGUCGCGAUUUAGAAAGUAAAAUUGAUAGUUUUGUUGACAAAAAUAUGGCUGGACACCUGUAUCUAAUGAACAGAUAUUUUGAGAAAGAGGUUUCGGAUGCUAGAUCCCACCUUAAAGAAUUCAAACACAAACAUACUUUCAAAGGGUUUGACUUCAAAGAAAACAAGGUCAUACUAAAAUGCGUGUUUGAAGAUUUGGAGGAGGUUUGUGCACAUCAAGAAGAAAUUACUGGGAGCGACGAUGGCAAUGCCAAUGAUGUUGGCGCAUCAACCACAAAAAUAAACCAGACUCGGCGGGAGCUCACUGUACUGUUGAGUCAAAUCAAGCAAGACUUAGAUCAGUCAGAAAAGGUUUGUAAAAUUGUAUCCCGCCUUUGUACUUUAACAUGUGUUCUUAAACACACAAUACAUUAGAUAGCUAAAUACAUGAUUAAUUUAUUCUUAACAUGUGAUAGGGGGCAUUAUAUCAACGCAUGUUUUCUAUCGCAUUUCGAAGUGUGUCUCAUUAUAUACUUUGUUUUAAAUCUACAUUGGUAUUUGUCAAAUUGUGUAAAGUUUUUUUGUUUUGUUUUUUGGCUAUUGCAUAGCACACGAAUACUAAUGUUCAAAUCAUUUAGGCCGCUUAACUGAAAUAUGAUUAAAUCAUAUUAAUGCGUUUACCUUUUUAAAUACUACCUAAUCGGAUUUUAAAAUUAAAGAAAUAUUCUGGAAAAGCUUAGAAAAACAUUUCGAUAAAAGACUGGUUAUAAUGAUUGUAUGAGCGUCAUUCCGCAUUUUUUUUCUCAAUUUUUUGCUAAUUACUUUAUCUCAAUUAUAUUAUGCUUGUCGACAUGUUUAUCUACUUAGGAAGAAUUUUUAUGA